UGCGAGCAGAGCAAGAGACACCAUGCCAAAGUGGAUGAGCUUUAAACUUUUCAAGGAGAGCAGUCGCCUCUCCGGGGGCUGUGAGUUGACGGUGGUGCUGCAGGACUUCACAGCAGGUUGUUCCAGCGAGCUCAGCCUCCAGACGGGUCAGACGGUGGAGUUGCUGGAGAGGCCCAGUGACCGCCCCGGCUGGUGUCUGGUGCGGACCACCGACCGUAGCCCCCCUCAGGAGGGCCUGGUGCCCAGCUCGGCCCUCUGUAUCUCCCACUCCCGCAGCAGCGUGGAGAUGGAGUGCUUCUUCCCCACAGGGAAAGAGAACUACUCGGUCAGUGGGCCCGAGGGAGCGAAAACCGAGUCGGUGGCCAGCCUGCAGCCCCAGGCAUCCCAGAGCUCCAUCCAUUCAAGCUCUCCGGGACCGAAGCGCUCGGGGAACACCCUGAAGAAGUGGCUGACCAGCCCUGUGCGCCGCCUCAGCCACGGCAGCAGCAUCAAGAAGUUACCCAACAAGCACAAGAAGAGGGACGGCCGCAAGAGCAUCGACCUGGGGCCGCCCGAGAGCGCCCUGCACGGCGAGAGCGUAGACGAGAGGGGCAGAAAGGAGGGCCCCCUGUCCAAGUCCUCCUCUGGAAUGCAGAGCGGAGGAGAGGAGGAGCCCGAGGACGACUCUCACACCCCCCUGCCUCCCCCCAUGGAGAUCAUCAAGGACCCUUCGUCCCAGGAGGAGAAGUCCUCCGCAUUGCAUACUGUGCGUCAGGGCUCCGCCGAUGUCCCCAGUGCUGCGGAUCUUGUCAGUGCAAUAGAAAAGUUGGUCCAAACUAAGAUGAAUCUGGAGCCAGGUGCCUAUCCCAGCUUCACCAAUUUGACUCCUCCAGAACAGACCAGCCCAGCCCUGCCCAGGAACCCUGAACUGGAGCAGAAGGCCAAAGCUCUGCGUGGACGCAUGUUUGUCCUCAAUGAGCUGGUACAGACGGAGAAGGACUAUGUCAAGGAUUUGGGGAUUGUAGUAGAGGAGUUCAUGAAGAAGAUGGAGGAGAAGGGAGUCCCUGAAGAUAUGAAAGGAAAAGACAAAAUGGUUUUUGGGAAUAUUCACCAGAUCUACGACUGGCACAGAGAUUUUUUUGUUGGUGAGCUGGAGAAAUGUCUUGAAGACAACGAGCACCUUCCUGAGCUUUUCAUUAAACAUGAGAGGCGACUACACAUGUAUGUAGUUUACUGUCAGAACAAGCCCAAGUCUGAAUUUAUCGUCGCUGAGUACGACACAUUUUUCGAGGGCCUACAGCAAGAGAUCAGUUCAAGACUGGGCAUAAGUGACUUUCUCAUAAAGCCAAUUCAGAGAAUUACCAAGUAUCAGCUACUUCUAAAGGACUUCUUGAAGUAUAGUUCCAAAGCAGGACUAGAUUGCCAAGAGUUGGAGAAAGCAGUUGGUUUAAUGUCCCAGGUCCCCAAGCUGUGCAAUGACAUGAUGAAUCUUGGCAGACUACAAGGCUAUGAGGGUAAGCUGACCAGCCAGGGUAAGCUGCUGCAGCAGGAAACAUUCUUCGUGACAGAGCAGGAUACGGGCGUUCUGUCGCGCAGCAAGGAGCGCAGGGUCUUCCUGUUUGAGCAGAUCGUCAUCUUCAGCGAGCUCCUCCGCAAGGGCUCGUCCACGCCGGGCUACCAGUUCAAGAAGAGCAUCAAGGUGAGCUACCUGGGCUUGGAGGAGCAUGUGGACAAUGACCCGUGUAAGUUUGUGCUGUCGUGUCGAGGGUCGGCUGAGCGCUUCACCCUGCAGGCAGCCAACCUGGACAUUAAGCAGGUGUGGGUCCAACAUGUCAGCCAGGUCCUUGAUGCCCAGAGCAACUUCCUGUCUGCCCUGCAGUCUCCUAUUGAGUACCAGAAGGAGAAGGGUAGUUCUCACUCCCUCACCAGAAACCCAUCGGGCAGCCGGCCCCCUAGUUGCAACAGUAGGCCCCUCUCCUCCUCCUCUGUGGGGGCAGAGAAGCCACCCCUGGCGGGACCGGGACGGAUCCCCACCCCUCUCGAGCUAUCUACCUCCAACGGUAGCCCCUGCUUCGACCCCACGAAACACAGUGAAAGCUACGACUCCACCAGGCAGCACGACGGCGGAUGUAAUGGCAUGUCCUCCACAAUGAUGGUGACUCAGGACUACAGUGCACUGAAGGAGAAUGAGAUCUGUGUGAUCCAGGGCGAGAUGGUGCAGAUCAUGGCCACCAACCAGCAGAACAUGUACCUAGUUUACCGGUCUGCCAACAGCCAGUCUCCUGCAGCCGAGGGCUGGAUCCCAGGCCACAUCCUGGGACCCCUCACUAAAACGCUCAAAGACAGUGCUGCUGACGCAAGCAUCAAGAAAUCUCUUUCAUGGAAUACCCUGCGCUCGAGAAAGCGGACAGAAAAGGAUAUCAAUGGCAAGGGUGGUGAUGCAAAGGUUGAGAAUGGACUCCGUAAGCCCAAGGAGAUUCUCAGCACCAAGGUCACUGUCGAAGAGUCAAACAGCUCAGAGGAGUCAGAUUGCGAUGAUGAACUCCCCAAAACUAGCAUGGAGAUAAUGAACCCCAAUUUUAUACAAGAAGUGGCUCCAGAAUUCCUGAUACCACUAGCUGAUGUGACGUGUGCAUUUGGGGAGACGGUGGUCUUGUGCUGUAAAGUGUGUGGACGUCCCAAACCCAACAUCACUCUGAAAGGACCCGAUCAGAGCCCGGUAGUCAACAACUGUCGGUUCACUAUCAACAUUAGGGAUACGGGUGACAUUCUGCUGAAGAUCUGUAAUCUAAUGCCCCAGGACACUGGCAUCUACACCUGUGUGGCUGUCAACGACCAUGGCACUGCCUCCUCCUCUGCCUCUAUCAAAGUACAAGGUAUCCCAACAGCACCUGCGAGGCCCGUGGCCCAGGAGGCCAGUAGCAAUGCGGUGAUCGUCCACUGGCUCCCCCCUGCCAGCUCAGCUAGCUGUGCCGUGUCCAGCUACACCGUAGAGUACAGGCAGGAAGACUCCCUAAUGUGGCAGCAGUCAGUGGUCUCUACGGUAGAUGUGUGUGUUAAGAUUGAAGAGCUCAUUCCUGGGGGGCACUACCAGUUCCGGGUCAGUGCCAGUAACCCCUGGGGGGUCAGUCCACCCAGCGAGCCCUCCAACAUGGUGACCCUGCCCAGCGGGACUUCCACAUAUGAUGGAAUGGGCAUUCAGUGGAAAGACAACUUUGAAUCGAGUUUCACAGAAAUUUGUGAGAUUGGACGGGGCCGAUUCUCUGUAGUGAGAAAGUGUCUGAACAAGGCCAGUAAGAAGGAGGUGGCUGUGAAGUACAUCACUAAGAAGAUGCAAAAGAAGGAGCAGGUGGACCACGAGGCAGACAUCUUGAGCCACGUCCAGCAUCCUCAGCUGGUGGCUCUGACUGACACCUACGAGUCCCCCACCUCCCUCAUGUUGGUCUUCGAGCUGCUGGAGGGCGGGAGGCUGUUGGACUACCUGGUGGCCCAUGAUGAGCUGAUGGAGGAGAAGGUGGCCUUCUUUGUGAAGGACACCUUAGAGGCCUUGCAGCACCUCCACACCUGCAGAGUGGCACAUCUAGACCUUAAGCCUGAGAACCUCCUGGUGGAUCUCCACGUGCCUGUUCCUUCUAUCAAGCUCAUAGAUUUUGGAGAUGCGGUCCAGGUGUCUCGUCACCGUUAUGUCCAUCUUCUCCUGGGCAACCCAGAGUUUGCGGCUCCUGAGCUGAUCCAGGGCACAGCGGUGUCCCUGAGCACUGACGUUUGGAGCGCCGGGGUCCUGGCCUACGUCAUGCUGAGCGGUGUCUCGCCCUUCCUGGACGAGAGCCUGGAGGAGACGUGCGUCAAUAUCUGCAAGCUGGACUUCUGCUUCCCAGAGGACUACUUCCAGGGAGUGAGCCAGGCGGCCAGGGACUUCAUCAGCUCUACCUUGCAGCAGGACCCCCGGAAGAGGCCCAUUGCCACCAUCUGUCUUCAGCACCCCUGGGUGAGUGCCCACAGUGGAGACUACUCCAAGAUCCCACUGGACACGGGCCGCCUGGCAUCCUUCAUCGACAGACGGAGACAACUACACGACGUGCGCCCUGUCACCAACAUCAAGGGACUGUUGACCAGCAGCAUGGGACACACCCUAUAAUCACCCUGUGAACAGCCAAUUAACACCCUAUGAACACAACAAAGGUGAAACGAAACACUCUGUUAGUAGUACUACAGGGGUGUAUUCACUAGGCACUAAACAGAACCAAACCGAAGUCAACUGAACCAAAUGGGGAGGGACCUACCUGAAUUUGUCCAAUAGAAACUUGUUUUUGUUACUAAACUAAACUUUUUUGCAACGGUUUGGACUAAUGAUUACACCCCAGGACUCUGCCAUUGAAACAUGGUUUUCCAUCUCUGGAUAGUAGAUACUACUGUAACUUGUCAACAAACAUGUUGUGUGAAUAUCAUUACUAUGUUCAAGAUGCCAGAAGACAAGACAUUGGCAUUUGAUUGUUUGAGAUGUUUCAGAGCUGUAGUAUGAAGCACUCUUAUGGUGUCCAUGUAUUGGAAAUGCCAAAAUUGUAAUAUAUUAUCCUUGGAAAUGAUUAACUAACUCUCAGAAAAAGAUCUAUGAACGGUAAUAUAACUGUGGAAUGUAAUUUAUUGUAGAAUGUGGUCAGCCUUUGUAGGAGUGCUAUUGUAUGUGAAGAAAUAUUCAGCGUUGAUCCCUUAGAGUGUGAAGAUAUAGUAUAACGGCUAUUUUUCCAAUGGUGCGGUUUGAGAUAUGAAUGAAAGAAUCUAACACGAUUAACUUCUCACAUCACUUUGUACAUCAUUCUUGUUUGUCAGUACACGUCUGUCACCUCCAAGCUCACUUUGAAUGCAUUUUGUUGGUUCACCAUUCAUAAGUCUCAGGUUUAGUUGUGAUUGAAUGUUCAAAGCUGGAGGGACAGGCUGCAAAUUUCAAUCCAAAUAGGGCAGUGACCAAACAAUGAGUGGCAUAUUUCUGUUCUUAGACCCAAAUCGUUUACAACAAAUCUGAAGUCUUCACAUUAGCCCUCAUCGCUCAUGUAGUUGAGGUGAGUCGGACUGCCUGCGACUUCAAAAUCAGUGUCACCCUCGGCCCAAGAGGAAUUUUGGUCUAAUGGUUAAAUGGCCAGUGCAGUCACAAACGUGACUUUCCUGUGUUCUAUAUUUCCACAAUAUGAGGUUGGAAUAAUACUGUGGAAUUAUGAUAAUGCCCUUUUAGUGUAAGAGCUGUUUGAAAUGACCUACUGAAAUGUCAGCCUGUUUUGUUGGGAUGGAGUUUUGGCCCGCCUGGUGAGCAUCUCUUUAUUAGACCAAUAAGAGAGUUCCAAACCUCUCAGCCAAUAACAGCUAGUUUAUAGUUUCCCCCUCCCCACUCAGACCACUCCCAGACAGCCCUAGCAAAGUUCUUAUUUGAGAAAUUGUUCUUUGCUAGGAAGCUAUUUUUUGUUUAUUUUUGAUCAUUUUAAUUGAAAACAAUCACAAUAAGGCACUUAAUUUUUACCCAGAAAUGAUUUGAUAUUGAGACAAAAAACAGCUGCAUUGGACCUUUUGAGAUGUUGGUUUCCUGAGCUCAGAGACUGGGGUUCAGAUCCCACCUGUGACACUUAGUACUGGUCACCCAUUUACUCAAUAUGAUUGUUUACUUGUGCAAUUAGCACUCAGAGUCUAGAACACUGAUUGAACACUUAAUGUAGUAUCGCCCCAAUAGUGUAGGAUUUGAAAACCCAGGCCUGAAUUACUUAAUUUCUGGAUGUAUUGUUUAUUUAAAUAUGAGAACUGGUAUAACUUGAUUGAUUUUAAAUCGUUAUUUAUUUAUUCAAAUUAUGGAAGGAUGUUUGUUUCUAACAUUUUGUAACAGCGGACGCAGAGCCCCAUCAUUCCCACGUCCUGUGUACUUCAACGUUCUCUAAGGAUGCUUCCCAAAUGGCACCCUAUUCCCUACAUAGUGCACUAGUUUUGACCAGGGCCUAUAGCACUGGUCAAACAGUGCACUAUAUAGGAAUAGGGUGCCAUUUGUGAAGCACAUUAAGCAUUCCUAUAAGUAGGACGUACAGUACAGUAUGUAGACUCUCUCACAAAAAUCAAUCUUCGUCAUCAAAUGUUUAAGUGUUAUGCUGGUUACAUUUUUCUCAUACCUACAGGCAAGGCAAUUGAAUGGCAACUCAUAAACAACCAUAAAACUAGAACCAUGUGUACCUGCCUAACCAAAUACAAAGCUGGCAGUAUGCGCCAUGGUACAGUGCUUCAAACCUACUACUGAGCAAAUUGGUGAAUCAGUUCUGCUUCGCGUUAGCAAGAUGUGAUACUAUUGCUACCUAAAACUAAGUGGUAAAAUGCUUAAGAUUACAGUGCCUUCUGAAAGUAUUCAUACCCCUUGACUUUUCCCACAUUUUGUUGUGUUACAGCCUGAAUUUAAAAUGGAUUAAAUUGAGAUUUUGUGUCA
Messenger RNA from Salvelinus namaycush (lake trout), 6433 nucleotides. RefSeq names its product kalirin-like. Lineage: Eukaryota; Metazoa; Chordata; Actinopteri; Salmoniformes; Salmonidae. Gene Ontology annotation, biological process: protein phosphorylation; intracellular signal transduction; axon guidance. The coding region runs from base 23 to 4117 and encodes 1364 amino acids. The transcript is spliced from 28 exons. Gene Ontology annotation, cellular component: cytoplasm; postsynaptic density. The record is from RefSeq and is a predicted model, not a curated record. Gene Ontology annotation, molecular function: ATP binding; protein binding; guanyl-nucleotide exchange factor activity.